AUGGCAGUCCUGAGAGAUCAUUAUUUUAAAUUGGGUUCUGAAUUACCCAAAGAACGUUUGAAUGCAGCCACUCUGUUAAUUUCAGAAUUAGUUGCUGCAGAUAAUGAAGAAGAAUGGUCAUAUGCGUUGAAUAGAUUACUUAAAGGGAUUUUAACUACUAGACAAUCAGCAAAAUUUGGUUUUAGUAUGGCAUUAACUGAAGUUGUCAAUGAAUUAAAUAAUCGGGGAACUUUAACUGUUGGGAAAUAUUUAGAUUUACUUGUUGAAACUACAAAAUUAACCAGUUCAAUGAAAGGUAAAGAACAACGAGCAGUUUUAUUUGGUAGGCUAUUUGGUUUACAAGUAUUAAUUAAUUCUCAAAUUAUUAUUUUGAAAAGUGAACCGGAAGAUAUGUUACAAUUUGUUGAAAUUUUAAUGGAAUUGAGUAAUUUUAAAAAUUGGAUUCGAGAAACUGGAAUUUUCACCUUGAUACAAUUUAUAAAAUUAUUAGAUAACAGUAAUGUUGAAUAUAGUAAGAAAAUUUAUAUCAAGAUAUUGAAUAUGGUUAAUAAUUUGGGAUUGAAUUUAUCAACUGAAGGUUUAGCAAUUUAUUUAUCAAUUCCUCAAAGUGCCCAAUUAUCACAAAAUGUAUCUAAUAUGAAAGCAAAUUGGAAAAAUGGUGAUCCAUUCUAUAAGGGAAAUUUACCAAUAUUAGCCAAAGUUUUGAAAGAUGUUGAGGUAAUCAGUGAUGAAGAAACAGGGGAUGACCAAAAGAAGAAAAAUCAACAAAAGAGUAGUUGGAAUUCUCGGUUACCAUUUGUGUGGGAUUUAAUCGUUGCCAAAUUCAAUCAAGUUGCUGAUGAUUCAAAUGUUGAAGAUGAAAUGCAAGACCUGUUGGUCACUUCAAAGAAGAGAAAGAAAACCACAUCACCAAAGCAUAAUAAUAAACGUGCUAAAAUAGAACCAGAAUAUAUUUCAUUAAAAGAAUUCUGGAAAGUUGUUGUUGAUGAAACUUUAUUUUCAGAAAAAUCAUCUAAUGAACGUAAAUAUUGGGGGUUUGAAAUUUUUACUAAAUUUGUCACAUCUUUAGAGACAACCUCACUGGUUCAAUAUUUAUUUACACCAAAUUUUAUGAGAUGUUUAAUCAAUCAACAUGCAUCAUCAACGAGAAUGUUAUACAAGAUUGCUCAACAAACUUUAAAAACUCUUGUUAAAACCAUUCGAGAAACCAAGCCUGAAUUGGGUCCUAUUGUUUUACUGUGUUUAUUAGAUGAAUCUAAAGGUGGAUGUUGGAAUUUUGAUCUAAUUAGUAAAUCUCAUACCAUUGAUGAAAUUUUACAAAUAAAAACAAAUGUUAAUCAAUAUAUCAAUAUUUUAUUAGAGAAUUUUACUAUCAAAUUACAAACUCAAACAACUUUGGAUGAUACUAGCAACAAUAAUAAAAAUUCCAAUGAUAAUAUUUUAAAAUGGUAUUUGGAUAAAAUUGUUUCCUUAAUUAAACAUAAUAACAAUAAUCAACACAAAUUAUCUGAUACUAUUUUGGAAUCUAUUUUAACAAAAUUACUUCAAUAUUCAUUUUUCGACACCAAUGAUAUUAAAAUAUCAAAAUUUUUACAAUCUAUUUGUAAAGAAAAAUUCAAUUCAAUAUUAUCAGAAAUUAUCACUUUAAAACUUUCCCAUAGAAAUUAUAAAACUUGGUCAACAUUUUGUUAUAAAAUCAUUGACAAAUUAUCUCAAGAUCCGGAAAACAAAUGUCUUGUUGAAUUUGAUGAUGAAAUAUCUAUAGUUAAACAAGAAACUGAAGAAUUAUUAUCCACCAUCAUUGAAUUAAACACCAAAUCUUCAGAUAAAUUGUAUAUUUUUGAAUUAAUGUUUUCAAUGUGUUUGAUUCAAUUGUAUAUGGAAGAUGAAGAGACUAUCCAGGUGAUUAAUGAAUUGAAAUUAGUAUUUGAAAAUCAAUUUACUACCGCCAACAAAGAUGACAACGAAGAAGAUGACAACAAAGUAGAUGAUAAUUUAGUGUUGACUGAAAUUGUAUUGAGUUUUAUUUCAAGAAAAUCUACUUUAUUUAAAAAAUUGUCAGUUCUAGUUUGGGAAAACUUUUUAUGUCAAGUUGAUGAGAUUGGGAAACUACGUGUCAAUGAAGCAUGUUUUAAACUAUUAUUUGAUGUAUUAGAAGCCAAAGAGAAUAAACAAGGUCAAGAAAAACUUUUUGAGGGAGAUGGGGAAUUCCAAGAAAGUGACGGUGAUGAAGAAGACGAGGAGGAGGAUGAAGAGGCCGAAGAAGCCGAAGAUAACAACGAGAAUGAUAGCAGUAGUGAUAUUGAUAGUGAUAGUGACAAUGACAGCGACAAUGUCAGUGAGUUAGACAACAAUGAAGAUACUAUCACUGAAAUUGACAAACAAACUAAUUUAAAACUAGCUCAAGCUUUAGGAAUCCCCACCAAGGAAUCAGGUGAAGUUAAAUUUGAUGAGUUAGAUGACCUUUCUUCCGAUGAUGAUUAUGAAUCUGAUUCAAUGGACGAUGAACAAAUGAUGGCAAUGGAUGAUCAAUUAUCGAAAAUUUUCAAACAACGACAGGACACAAUAACUAAUUUGGCCACUGGUAACAAACGUAAAUUGGAAGUUUUAGAAGCUAAGGAAAAUAUGAUUUUCUUCAAGAAUCGAGUAUUAGAUUUAUUAGAGACUUUUAAUAAAGUCGCAGUAAACCUGCAUUUUAAUUUGGCAUUCAUUGAACCUUUGAUUAAUUUGAUGAAUUUGACAUUAGAUAAAAAUUUGGGAGUUAAAGCUCAUAAAUUAUUGAAAAAUAAAAUCUCCAAAACUAAAAUUGACAGUGAAGAAUUAAAGAAAUAUUAUAAUGAUGAUCCAUUGGAAUAUUACCAUCAAUUAAUCAAUUUAAUUGAGGAAUUACAAACAAAGGCAAACACUACACAACCAUCUAAUCAAUCAGUUGUACAAAGUUAUAAUCAAAGUUGUAUUAUCAUUGCCAAAAACUUGUUGAAUUUAGAUGAAUCAAAUAUGCAAGCAAUUGUUGAUAUUUAUUGCAACUCAUUAAAACAAUGGUGUUUACAAUCUGAAAGCAAAUUGCAACCUUCUUUGUUUUUCGAUUUCAUCAAUUGGGUCAACAGUAAGAAGAGUAAUGCUUCUCAUAAUCAAAACCAAAACCAGAAACAAAAACAUAAAUCUUAG
Candida albicans SC5314 is the source of this 3168-nucleotide messenger RNA. RefSeq names its product DNA-directed DNA polymerase (gene POL5). Lineage: Eukaryota; Fungi; Ascomycota; Pichiomycetes; Serinales; Debaryomycetaceae. Gene Ontology annotation, cellular component: nucleolus. Gene Ontology annotation, biological process: regulation of DNA-templated transcription. The record is from RefSeq and is a predicted model, not a curated record. The coding region runs from base 1 to 3168 and encodes 1055 amino acids. Gene Ontology annotation, molecular function: transcription factor binding; rDNA binding. The transcript has a single exon.